Serpula lacrymans var. lacrymans S7.9 is the source of this 1896-nucleotide messenger RNA. RefSeq lists its product as uncharacterized. The transcript has 10 exons. The record is from RefSeq and is a predicted model, not a curated record. NCBI's taxonomy places the organism in Eukaryota, Fungi, Basidiomycota, Agaricomycetes, Boletales, Serpulaceae. The coding region runs from base 1 to 1896 and encodes 631 amino acids.
AUGGCUGCUGUCAGAGACAAAAAUGAGCAUCAGGGAGCUUUCAAUAGUCUUGCACAAGGCAACUCUGGCCUUGAUGCCUUCCUUGAAGCGGCAGGACUAUUCGUCCCACAGCAGCAAUCCCUCAAUUGUACUACUCGGCCCUCUGAUCACCGCCACCCCACUUUUUCUGCAUCAGCUCAUCUGCCCACUCCAAUGGAUGUCGAAUAUAAUGGACCUGACUAUGCUGAAGUGGACAGUGACAAUAAUGAGGGUGAUGUAGAGCGUUCAGACAAGGAUGAACUGUAUGGUAACAUAAGUGAUGAACUUGAAGUGAUUUUGUGGUUAUUACAGCAGAACGGCGUCAGCGGCACUUCUUUGCUUGCUCAAACCAAAAAGAUGGGAUGGGAUUUAGAUGAUAUGUGCAGUGUUGAGAUCAAGCAACAUAUGGGGUGCCUUGGUCAUACAUACUAUAUGAUCAGACCCGAGUCUCUUGUAAAAUUGAAUUUUUCUAAUCCCAUGACACGCUCUGUCCUCAAAGUCUAUCCAGAAGAUAGUGGAACAGUAUCGAAUGAAAUUUGCCAAGCCCACCAAUGGCUAUAUGAACUCGAUUCCAACUUAACAACUCCUAUGUAUCGCAUAGGAUCACAGGAUUUCUAUAUUCAUGAGCCAGCACUUUUGAAUGACAACACUAUUUGUUUUUGGCCUCCCAAUCUCUUGGGACAGGUUCAGCAGUGGACCCAGCCUCUUUCCAAUCCAUGGCGUACAAAGGCUGGAGGUGCACAAGUAGUAGCUUACCCUGUUUUCAUUUACUGUGAUGACACAUCUGGCAAUCAAUCAAAGAAGUGGAAUGAACACAAUAGCUUUCUCAUGAGUGCUGCUGGCCUUCCAAGAGAACAUCUGCAUCGGGAAUACAACCUGCACUUUCUAUAUACAUCAAAUGCUGCACCAUCUCUAGAAAUGUUAGAAGGGGUUGUCAAUGAGAUUCUUGCAUGUCAAGACACCGGAAUCUGGGCUUAUGACUGUGUAUUCAAGGAGGUAGUGCUGGUCAUAAUAUCAGUACUGGCACUGCUAGGUGAUAAUCCUAUGCACAGCGAGUUUGCAUGCCAUGCAGGCUUGCAAUCAAAAUUUUUCUGUCGCUGCUGCUGGGUGAAAGGGAAGGAUGACAAUGACAUGGAGGAUGAAGAUGGCAAUCACCCUCAGAAAGAAACAAUACCAGGAAUGGUAGACCGCAUCAAACAAUUUAUAAAGGGAGGAAAAGCUCGUGAUCCUGCUGAAACAAAACAAACCUCUCGGGGCAUGUUUCAAAAUGUGGUCAACAUGGCACCUCAAAAGGAUAACCAAUUAUUACAAGCAUCUACCGGUGUAAAGGACACAGUUUUGCAGCACUUUUUUGCUAAGUUAGACAAAGUUUCUCAGUAUGGCGAAUACAAGGUUCGACUAAGUAGUUUAGAUGUCUCUGGCCUCGACCCUAGUAUUUUGAGGUUGUGGGGGCAUACCCUUGUUCAGUAUGCAGGAUUGCUUGUUGGACGUGAUUUCUACUUGAUCAGUCAGGUGGCAGUUUUUGUUCUCUAUGAUUUAUUAGAUGAAAAGAUACUCAAUGCAUGGGCUGCUCUAUGCGUCCUUGCCCCUCUUGUAUGGCAACCGGAUAUUGAUGAUAAGAAUAGUUACUUUCCACAUUAUUCGCUACUGAAGUACAAGAAUCAUUUAAUAGCAUUAUUUGUGGCUGGUCGGUCAAUUCAAAUCAGCAAGCACCAUCCCAGGACAUUGCUAGAUGUGCUGCAGGACUUCUAUGUUUGCGCCACUUUGUAUCUGGUGGAUACUUCAAAGUCAAACAUGAAGAGUUUGUCGGUGAUGAAAAUUGGGAAUGGAGUUGUGCUGGCCCUUCAGCUCUUGCACUGGUCACAUCUCCGCCAUUAA